ACUAAUACAAAACCACGAACACACGAUGCACAAUGUGUGCUUGUAAGUUAAAGAAAUGCUUUAUUAUUAUUACAUAAAUAUGUAGUAACAAUUAAGCAGUUCCUGGUUCUUUUAUAUAAGGCUUCCUCUUAUAAUUAAUCAUUCUACUUCACUAGACUUUCCUUGCAGUGCCCAAAUUAUGGCGCCACUCCUGCAACUAGUUCCAUCGAGUGCCUAUAAAGGCGGAGGCCAACAGUGCGUCUGACACUCGCCCGGAGCAGCUGACCACUCGAGUUGCGGCAGGAGCAUCGAUAGUGGCCACUUGAGUUCAUCCCGGGAAUGACUGACAGCGGGCAGCCUGCCAUUGCCGGCCACUUUUACCGGAUUCCACGCUUCUCCGGCCGCAUUGUCGGCCUCUGGCCGCAGAGGAUCAGGAGCGGGGGCGAUGGCGGUCGUCCUUGGCACGCCCACCUGCUCUUCGUGUUCGCCUUCGCGGUGGUGCUGUUGGGUGCGGCAGGUGAGGUGUCCUACGGCUGUGUCCACCUGGAUAACCUGGUGGUGGCACUGGAGGCCUUCUGCCCCGGAACCACGAAGGCCGUCUGCGUUUUGAAGCUGUGGGUCUUCUUCCGCUCCAAUCGCCGGUGGGCGGAGCUGGUGCAGCGCCUCAGGGUCAUCUUGUGGCAAUCGCGGCGGCCGGAGGCCCAAAGGAUGCUGGUCGGACUGGCCACCACGGCCAGCAGACUCAGCCUGUUGCUGCUCAGUUCUGGCACGGCGACCAAUGCCGCCUUCAAUCUGCAACCGCUGAUUAUGGGUCUGUACCGCUGGAUUAUGCAACUGCCGGGUCACAUCGAACUGCCCUUUAACAUCAUACUGCCCUCGUUUGCCGUGCAGCCAGGACUCUUUCCGCUCACCUACGUGCUGUUGACCGCUUCCGGUGCCUGCACCGUUUUCGCCUUCAGCUUCGUGGACGGAUUCUUCGUCUGCUCGUGCCUCUACAUCUGCGGUGCCUUCCGGCUGGUGCAGCAGGACAUUCGCAGGAUAUUUGCCGAUUUGCAUGGCGAUACAGUCGAUGUGUUCACGGCGCAGAUGAACGCGGAGGUGCGGCACAGACUGGCCCAAGUUGUCGAGCGGCACAAUGCGAUUAUCGAUUUCUGCACGGACCUAACACGCCAGUUCACCGUUAUCGUUUUAAUGCAUUUCCUGUCCGCCGCCUUCGUCCUCUGCUCGACCAUCCUGGACAUCAUGUUGAACACGUCGUCGCUGAGCGGCUUAACCUACAUCUGCUAUAUCAUCGCGGCCCUAACGCAGCUAUUCCUCUACUGCUUCGGAGGCAACCACGUCAGCGAGAGCAGUGCUGCUGUGGCGGACGUGCUGUACGACAUUGAGUGGUACAAAUGCGAUGCGAGGACUAGGAAAGUGAUUUUAAUGAUAUUGCGGCGUUCGCAGCGGGCAAAAACAAUUGCGGUGCCGUUUUUUACGCCCUCACUGCCAGCAUUAAGAUCUGUAGAAUGGAAUGGCAUGCGAUGCGUUGAUUAUGAUAAUAAAUGUUUAUGUUUUUGUUUCCGUUCCCCCUCCCCUUCGAUUGCAGAUACUCAGCACAGCCGGCUCAUAUAUCACGCUGCUGAAGACGUUCCUGUAAGCCCACGCGGCGUAUGAUUGAUAUGCCGGAUUGGGCGCUGUCCUCCGCUGUUUGUUUAAAUUAAGAGCUGCAACCGAACGGACCUCAAAUUGCCUGCGAAUAAAAGUGGGCGUAGCAACAAGUGCCGCCUGUCCUGGCCGUAAUUGUUUCAUUUAAAUAUUGCGCUGAUCUCCGCGUGCGGAUUCCAACUAAUGAAAAACACUUGCGGCUAUGGCCGCUUUAAUUGGCUCGGCGGUGGGGCAAUGGGGGAGAUUGGUGAAUGGGAAUGGGAUGGACACUGGAUGGGGUUGCUCCACGGCGGAGACAGUAAUGGCGUUUUUACGGCGCCAUCUUGAGGUCUGCCAAGCUGUGUGUUGUAACAACGAUUUCGUUAUUCUUUUCGCCGCCGCCGCAGCAGCAAAUAUCAAUUAUAAUUUGUGAAAUUCGAGACUCUUAUGGCGAAUGGUUGGCAAAUUCCUGCUGGCAGUUGGUGCAGGAAUUUUAUUAUUUAAAGCAUAGGAACAUCUGCAAAAAAAAAACAAAUCAAUGGUCUAUAAACUUGUUUAUGUGCAGCUCAAAUAAAUAUAUGUAACUUAUUUACUUUGCCGAAGUAAUGACGUGAAUAAAUCCCUAUGAAUUUAUAUGCCAUUUGGUUUUUUUUCUUCGACCACUUCAUUUGCAUUUCUGUGA
This is a messenger RNA of Drosophila yakuba, 2287 nucleotides long. It is a transcript of the gene Or22c, whose product is annotated as odorant receptor 22c. Gene Ontology annotation, molecular function: olfactory receptor activity; odorant binding. Gene Ontology annotation, biological process: detection of chemical stimulus involved in sensory perception of smell; sensory perception of smell. Gene Ontology annotation, cellular component: plasma membrane. The record is from RefSeq and is a predicted model, not a curated record. Lineage: Eukaryota; Metazoa; Arthropoda; Insecta; Diptera; Drosophilidae.